Aegilops tauschii subsp. strangulata is the source of this 2055-nucleotide messenger RNA. Its product is annotated as probable 3-ketoacyl-CoA synthase 20. Gene Ontology annotation, cellular component: membrane. The record is from RefSeq and is a predicted model, not a curated record. Lineage: Eukaryota; Viridiplantae; Streptophyta; Magnoliopsida; Poales; Poaceae. Gene Ontology annotation, biological process: fatty acid biosynthetic process. Gene Ontology annotation, molecular function: acyltransferase activity, transferring groups other than amino-acyl groups.
CACUGCACCGGUAUCGUGCCCAUGGGGGCUGGCCGGCGCGCGCAUUAACCCGCUACCUCCUCAACCAGCCUGCGGCCAUUAAUCUCCCCCUCCAUCCAUCCUCUUCCCUGCUCCAUUGAUCUCCCCGUAUAAAUCCCCGCGCCCCGCGCCGCGAACUCCCACACACCAGAGCCAGCCAGCGCCCACCUCGCAGAGCCGUGGCAGCCUCGGCAAACCCUGUAGCUUCCAUAGCUGGCUAGCGAGCUCACACGAAUCGGUGGUCUGUCUGCAGAACCGUGGUGGCUCGGGGUUCCAUUCACGAGGUACGUGCGAGCCAGCGUCCUUGUGGAGGUAGAGAGACCGGCGGUUCGAUCGCCAUGGACAGGGAUCUGUUCCGGACGGUGAAGCAGGGGACGCGGAACCAGGCCAGGCUCCUGUACCACCGCCUGGUGUGCCGCCUGCCGCACCUCCUCGCCGUCACGCUGCUCCUCGUCGUGGCCCCGCCGCUGGUGUCCACGCUGUCGCUCGCCGCGCUCUGGAGCGAGGCGCGCGCCAACGCGGCCGUGCUGGUGGCCGCGUGCGCGGGCUGCGCCGCCGCGGCGUAUGCCUACGCCACGUCGCGGCCGCGGCCCGUGUACCUGGUGGACCUGGCCGGGUACAAGCCCGGGCCGGCGCACGAGGCGACGCGCGCGCAGGCCAUCCGCCAGUUCGGGCUCGCCGGCGGGUUCGACGACGACAGCAUGUCGUUCCAGAAGCGGAUGAUGGAGCGGUCGGGGCUCGGGGAGGCCACGCACUUCCCGGCGUCGCUGAUGAGCAUCCCAGUGGACAUGUGCCUCCAGACGGCGAGGGACGAGUCGGAGGCCGUCGUGUUCGGCGUCGUGGACAAGCUGCUGGCCAAGACCGGCGUGCGCGCGGAGGACAUCGGCAUCGUCAUCGCCAACUCCAGCCUCUACAGCCCCACGCCGUCCUUCGUGUCGCUGAUCGUGAACCGGUACCGCCUCCGCCACGACGUCGUCAGCCACAACCUCAGCGGCAUGGGCUGCAGCGCCGGCAUCAUCGCCAUCGACCUCGCCAAGCACCUCCUUCAGGUGCACCCGGACACGUACGCGCUGGUGGUGAGCACGGAGAACAUCACGCUCAACGCCUACCUCGGCAACAACCGCCCCAUGCUGGUCACCAACACGCUCUUCCGGGUGGGCGGCGCGGCGGUGCUGCUCUCCAACCGCCGCCAGGAGCGGGCGCGCGCCAAGUACCAGCUCAUCCACACCGUGCGCACGCACCGGGGCGCCAGCGACCGGAGCUACGGCUGCGUGACGCAGGAGGAGGACGACGCGGGGCACGUCGGCGUCUCGCUCUCCAAGGAGCUCAUGUCCGUGGCCGGCGAGGCGCUGCGCACCAACAUCACCACGCUGGGGCCGCUCGUGCUCCCGCUCUCGGAGCAGCUCCGCUUCCUCGCCACCGUCGUGCUCAAGCGCGUCUUCCGCGCCGACGUCAAGCCGCACAUCCCGGACUUCACGCUCGCGCUCGAUCACUUCUGCAUCCACGCCGGCGGGCGCGGCGUGCUGGACGAGCUGGAGCGCAGCCUCAAGCUCAGCGCCUGGCACAUGGAGCCGUCCCGGAUGACGCUCUACCGCUUCGGCAACACCUCCAGCAGCUCGCUCUGGUACGAGCUCGCCUACUGCGAGGCCAAGGGCAGGAUCAAGAAGGGCGACCGGGUGUGGCAGAUCGCCUUCGGCUCCGGCUUCAAGUGCAACAGCGCCGUCUGGAAGGCGCUCAGGGCGGUCGACGCCGUCGCCGUCGGGGACGCCGGCAGCCCCUGGGCGCAGGACGUCGACGUGCUGCCGGUGCACGUGCCCAAGGUGGUGCCCAUCGACGACGACCAGGCGUCCUACAAGACGGCCGCCUAGUUUCUUUCUCAUCCUCGAAGAAUCGAAGCGUGCGUGCGUGCACCUGUGAUCGUCUCUAGCUUGUGUCGCUGCUGGCCGGGCCUACUAUAUACUGAAGGGCAAUUCUUCUUAUACUACCGUGUAAAUCAAUAUGAACCGACGAAUGAACUGGAGAAUUAAUAUUCCUUGA